Molecule: messenger RNA, 2531 nt
Organism: Penaeus chinensis
Lineage: Eukaryota; Metazoa; Arthropoda; Malacostraca; Decapoda; Penaeidae
Product: caspase-2-like
Exons: 4
Coding region: 152-955 (267 amino acids)
Biological process (GO): proteolysis
Molecular function (GO): cysteine-type endopeptidase activity
Source: RefSeq, a predicted model, not a curated record
UUUUCUUCUUCUUUACAAGAAUAUUUCUCAACUCGCUGCCGCCCAAUACGACAGCAAUGGACCCAUUGGGUGUGGCUUGUGCAAGGUUCAGUGUACAGGCAAGCAAUCCUACGAUGAACACGUAAAAGGCGACAAACACCGGAAAAAGGAAAUGGCUUUGGAUCUCGAGAUACGAGCAAAAAAGGCAAUGAAGGAAAAUGCAACUUCGGCAUUUGCAAUACCUGCUGCCUCUACAAAACCCAUAGUGCAGGAGACCUUCGCAGCUACUCGAAAGACUUAUCGUAUAAGGUCUGUACCGCGGGGCUUCGUGUAUGUCUUCAACAAUCAGUUCAUUGGUCAAGAAGACGAGCGCCUCGGUGCUGAACUAGAUUCAGAGAAUCUAAAGGAAAUUUUCACUCAACUGGGUUACGCAGUCUUCCUCAAAGAAAACUUCAGAGCUCAGCAGAUUAAGGACGAGUUGGACAGCAUCAGGGAGGAUCGAAGACUGAAUCACGUCGAUGCGCUCAUCAUCUUCUUCCUCAGCCACGGGAACUCUCCUUACAGCUUCCGCGGGAACGACAACAAGGACUUGGACCUGCGGAGCCUCCGGCGGAAAUUCGCAGACUCGAAGUGCCCUCAGAUGAAGGGCAAACCCAAGGUCUUCUUCGCCAACUACUGUCGAGGUGAUCGAUUCCAGAAGAGGAUUGAGUUCGAUAGCGCCCAUGAAUACGAUGACGGUAGCCUCGAGGCCCCGCGAGACAUGGUGACUAUCCAAGCUGCCAUAGAAGGUGUCAAAGUGCCUAGGAGCAAAGGACUAGGAACGUUUUUCAUCAAGUGCUUAUGCGACGUCCUGCGACACCACGGUAGAUCCAAGAGCCUUAAGGAUGUUUAUCACGAGUUGGACGUAAGGACACAGGAGAUAGGAGGCACGCAACCCAUGUGGGAAGAGUAUAUUUUUCACGAGUUUUUCUUUUAAGUCAUUGUACUAUGUGUGAUGUAUCUGAUGUUCUACUGAACUUCAUAAAAUCAGGGUGUUAAUUCUUAUAUGCUUGCAAAAAGGAAUUGUAAAAUCGGACAAAUGCAAUGUUUACUAACAUAGCGUGGGAAAACGUUAAAUUAUCAUUAGUUGUUGAAAAAAAAAAAAAAAAAAAUGGAAAUUGUCACUUGUCGGAAAUACCUAGUCAUUAGACAUUCUGUGAUAUGUAGCAAAAGACAAUUGUCAUAAUAAUGGCAGUGACAACAACGACGAUAAUGAUAAUGAUAAUAAUAAUAAUAAUGAUAAUUCUGUAGACCUAAUAAACAAGAGUCGAUUUAUUUUGCCUCCCACCCCAUUGCCUUCUUGUUUAGGGGUAGAUUUCUUUAGACCCGCUUCUAAAGAUGCCUAUUACACUGAUAGUGGAAGCUAUAUAUGAAUCUACUGCUAUAAGGGUCUCAAUAUAAAACGUCCAGCGGCGUGGGGAGUGGAAUUACAUGGAGACAUUUAACCACGCUAAUAUUAAACUUCCGCGUUUUUCUUUUUGGGUACUUAAUAACAAGGGCGGAAAGAUUCACGAUUUUCACCAUACGCUAUUUAAAUGUCUUCCUUGAGUGAUAUUCAGACAUUCAUAUUUGACUUUUGAUAUCAGUCAGAAAGAUUUAUUUUAAUAAUAAUAAUAUUAACAACUAUAUAAUAGCAACAGCAAAAACAACAAAGUAUUAACGAUAGUGAUAGUAAUAAUAGAACGAUAAAUAACGUAAACAUUACACGUAAAAUUUAAUAUACCUGACUAUAUACAUGUAUCAUAUAGGGCACUUACUUCUGUUUGACAUAUGUAUCUCUAGUGAUAUUUGUCAGCGCAUGGGCAGUGAGGAGUCGAUUCCUUCGGAAAAAAAGGUAAUAUUGCUGUUUCUUUAAUAAUGUUCUUAUUUUCGUAACUUACGUUCCGGAGUAUAUGGAUGGAUAAAAGAGGAAAGCUGAUACUUCGGAACGAUUAAUUGUGGAAUGUACAGAGGAAAAAGAAGGAAAAUACUGUUUAAAAUGACAAAGAAAGCACAAGGCUUUGCUUUUGGUUAUUUUUCAAUGCAAUCAUUGUAAUAGGAAUUAGAAUACAUUGGAUUGCAUCUAAAUAUGAGAAGAGAGGCCUUUUACCACUAGACAAAAUUGUGCCUCACAUUUACAUAUCAGUGUAUGGAUAGAAACAUACAUGUAUAUUGUGUACUCUAACAUAUUAACACUUAUUUGUACACAUGUAUAUAUGCAAGGGGAAACUUCUAUAAUCUACAGAAACUUGACCAACUUUCAUGAUAUAUAUCCCAUUUUUUUACCUAGUAAAUUUCCUUGUAUACGUCUUACUCUCCCCUACUUGCAUGACCAAGUUUGUACGGAUCUAAGGGGUGUCCACAGAACGAAUUUAGUGUAUAUGAACACAAGAUGUAUAUAACCAGGUAGUUCCACUUCCAUUUAGUCUGCUGAACCUAAAAAUGAAAUUGACCUUUACCCAAGAAAAUUGUGAUGGCUGUUAAAGGUGUUAAUGGAACUCUUCCUUAUCGUAUAAUAAAGAGGGGAAUUUUGA